AUGUCUGACUACGGCCAUGACGACGAUGUCGAAGAGACCUUCGACUACGAGCCCGGCGAGGAUGUGUUCGACGAGGAGCCGGAGGAGCAAGAGGCCCUCGAAGGCGAGGAUGGCGCCGAGGGAGAAACAUACGCCACUGCCAACGGCGAUAACGUUGUCGUCUCUGGCGAUCCCAAUGCUGGAUAUGCAGGAAAAGUGAUGGAACAGUCGCGCGAGAAGAAGGUGCCUAAUGACCAGCGCACUACCACUCCAUACUUGACCAAAUACGAGCGCGCGCGUGUUCUCGGCACCCGUGCCCUACAAAUCAGUAUGAACGCCCCCGUUCUUGUCGAUCUCGAGGGUGAAACCGAUCCCCUGCAGAUUGCGCUGAAGGAGUUGAACCAGAAAAAGAUCCCUCUUAUCAUUCGCCGAUACCUUCCUGAUGGAUGGUAUGAGGACUGGACUUGCGAGGAACUGCUGUAA
Molecule: messenger RNA, 462 nt
Organism: Penicillium bovifimosum
Lineage: Eukaryota; Fungi; Ascomycota; Eurotiomycetes; Eurotiales; Aspergillaceae
Product: DNA-directed RNA polymerase core subunit RPO26
Exons: 4
Coding region: 1-462 (153 amino acids)
Biological process (GO): DNA-templated transcription
Cellular component (GO): RNA polymerase II, core complex; nucleus; RNA polymerase I complex
Molecular function (GO): DNA-directed RNA polymerase activity; DNA binding
Source: RefSeq, a predicted model, not a curated record